AUUAUAAUUUUGGGGUAACCAGUAUAUUUUAAUUAGUUUAGAAACAUAACCUGACUUCAGGAAUGAAGUCUGCCAUAUGCCAGAUGUGACGAAAAGGAGAUUCAUAGCUAGGAUUGUGCUCUAAUUGCCUGUACCAUGGGGUGUGCAGCCUUUGGUCUUCUUAGAAUGGGAAUGGGAUGUAUAAUGAGUUUCCAGAGCUGUCAUGGAUGAGAAGAUGAACUUUGCAGUAUGGUGACCAUGCCAUUUCAGCCCAUCUACUGCCAAACUAGGCAUAGACUUUGUGAUGCUUUUGUUUACUACAACCAACAUACAUAGAUUAACUGAAAAGAACCUGUUGCUCCUAUUGCUCCUAUACAGACAAAAAUAUUUGAUCAAACUGUACUAACACACCCACAGACAUCUAUAGCAUUUCAGAUUAUACCCUGGGAAGCAUAUAUUCACUAGAAUAUCAGCGGAAAAUGAAAAGAAAUCGCCCGAAGGUUUAUAAAAGAUUGAAAGAAUUGUAUGACAGGUACAAUAAUGCUGUUAAAGCUGGUGAAGAUGUAGGAGUGAUGAUGCGACUUGCUAGUGAGGUUGAUCUGUCUCCAGCGCUUUUAGCACGAAUUAUUUUAGAGAAGUAUUAUGAAAAGCACCCAGAAAAAAGUACUGAGCCUGUCACAAAAGGCUUUAUCACAAAACUGAUGAAGGACACAACUCUGAUCAAAGACAAAGAUCUAGCAUAUGAAGUAUAUCUGUGUGUCAUUUAUGAUGACCAGUAUGGAUCAAUAUCUGAUUGUAUCAAACAUUCUAUAGGCCAGGAAUAUGAGUUACGGCUUCAGAGAAUGGUAAAGGACUUGAAUAUUGCUUUCCGGGAUGAGGAACAUCUUAGGCGACACGGUUAUGAUAAGACACCAGACAUAAAACUAGAGAUACCAAUUGCUGUGGAUGGAUUUGUAGUCAAUUGGAUUGAAAGCAAAGCUUUGUUUGGUGAUGAAGAAGGUCAUAACACAUAUUUUAAGGAUCAGUAUCUCAGUUACUGGAAUAGGUUUGGUCCAGGAUUAGUGAUAUAUUGGUUUGGCUUUGUUGAAACACUGGAACUUCAUAAUGAAAAAUGCAUCAUAAUCCGUGAAGAUUUCCCAACUAAUAUAACAUUAAUGGAUCCUACAAGUAUAGAACCACACCCUGUUACAAGCUGAGACAAGUGGAAGUUACAUGUUUGUAUGUUGACAUCGGAAGAAAACAGUUUGCCAGAAAAAGAAAAUUUUAUUAAUAGAAUGGUGAGUCAGUAAGUGAAUUUAAGUAUAGCUUCCACAGUAUUUUAUUCCAGAAACAUGAAUAUUAAAUAUUUUUAAUGUAAUUUACUUCAUCUCAUUGUCUUACCAUAUUUUCUUAAGACAAAGGAAGUGAGAGAAUAUUUCUUCAUCUUUACAUCUCAAUUUGAUUUAGAGAUCUCUUUCUUAUUCUUCCUUUCUGUAUGAUGUUUGAAGGCUUUGUCCGUCUCUCACAAUUUUAGGAAUCAGUCCACAUAGUCCAAGUAAAUUAUUAAUUCAUGACAUAGGUUAUGUACUGCAAGUGUAACGCUUCUUUCUAUAAUAAGAAUCCAUGCAUUGAGAAUGCAUUCUGUGGACUUGUUUAAAGCAAAACUCAUCAUGAUUUUAUAAAAUUACAUAUUUUAAAGUCAGUACUUUUAAAAUAAUUGCAAUAAACAACUAUAAAUAUACUUUAAUUAUGGGUCUAGCCACUGUAUAUUAUGCAGGAUUUGCAAAGAGAGUUCAUAAAUAAUAUAAAAUUUCAGCUUUUUUAAAGUAUAACACUGAAAAUGUUAAAACACGGUGUAAAAUAAUGACCUUAAUGUCAGUAUUACAAUUUCAUUACUUCAUCCCUGAAGAUUGUAAUGCAUUCCUGACAUUUUUAACCAUCUACAACACCACACAGUGUCACAACCCAAAAGACUUCAAUCGUUAGUGAGCAGUUCAUGUGAUUAAGUCUAAUGAUUGUGUAAGUGAAAAUAAUUUAAAAACCACAUUGCCAAAAUCUUAAAACCUUGCACACCGUGCAGUGGUGAAUAUUUAUUUGGAAUAUAUAAAAUCAUGCAUACAAACGAUAUCUCAUGAGGUCGAAACGCGUUUGGCACCAAGUGUUUUUCAAAGUGUAAACAGUUUUGUUUGUAUCUGUGAUUUUGUAUAUUUUAGAUACACAUUGUCAAAUAUAUAAAAAUGAAAAUAACAUAAAUAAAAUCCUGUUGCAUAUAUAUUUGGCCAGCAAUUCUAAUUUCAAAGUCCAUGUUCAAUUUCCAGAAUAAAAACAUUCCUUGUUAUAUAAAAGGAGGUAAUCUAAUUUUAAUGCUGCUUUUUAAAUUUUUAAUGUGUUUUUGCCACAUGAAAUAAAUGGAAGUUAAAAUGAA
Messenger RNA from Zootermopsis nevadensis, 2383 nucleotides. Its product is annotated as CDAN1-interacting nuclease 1. The record is from RefSeq and is a predicted model, not a curated record. Lineage: Eukaryota; Metazoa; Arthropoda; Insecta; Blattodea; Termopsidae.